AUGCCCAGCAUUACUCGGAAGACCCGCCUUCGGGCCGUUAUAGCAAUAUCGUUCUGUUUCUUCUUGGCAGAGAUAUCAGUCGGUUUCUACACUCGCUCCUUAGCCCUUGUUGCAGAUGCUUUCCACUACCUCAACGACCUGAUCGGUUUUAUUAUAGCCCUGGUGGCAGUCCAAGUGUCAGAACGCAAGACAUCACCUGCAGACCUUUCAUUUGGUUGGGCACGUGCCCAAUUGCUUGGUGCCUUCUUCAACGGCGCCUUUCUACUUGCCCUAGCCCUCAGUAUCGCCCUACAGUCUAUCGAGCGCUUCAUUACCAUCGAGCACGUCGACAACCCAAAAUUAAUCUUAAUCGUGGGAUGUAUCGGACUGUUUCUCAACAUCAUCAGCGUUCUGUUCCUGCACGAGCAUGACCACGGCCAUGGCCACAGCCAUGGCCACGGAAACAGCAGCGAUAGAGAAGUCCGAUUGUCUACCCCAACACACGCCAAUCACCUGCAUCUAGCCAUGCAACCUAAGAAACACGGCAUGGAUCUUGGUAUCUUUGCUGUUCUCCUUCACGUCAUUGGCGACGCCAUCAACAACAUCGGCGUCAUCAUCUCAGCUGUAAUCAUCUGGUUCGUAAAGUCACCCAACCGCUUCUACGCCGAUCCAGCAGUCAGUAUGUGGAUCGCCAUCAUGAUCUUCCUCUCCGCACUCCCUCUUACGAAGCGGAGCGGUAAGAUUCUCUUGCAAUCCGCACCAUUGGGCGUCAAGAUUGAAGAUGUCAAGCAUGACCUGGAAGCAAUCCCAGGUGUCUUGGGUGUACAUGAGUUGCACGUCUGGCGUCUGGACCAAAAGAAGGCAAUUGCGUCGGCGCACGUCAGGGUCAGUGAUCCUGACAUUGCAAGCUUCAUGGAGAAAGCAAAGAUCUUUUCUGAGUGCCUGCAUGCAUACGGCAUACACUCUGCGACACUUCAGCCCGAGCUUGCAUCGCCUGCAGAGAGACUAGAGGAUACACCAGAUGCAUCUGAAGGAGUAACUCCGGCAAUGCCCAGUGCUACAAGCACAGCGCGGCCAAGUACAGAAAAGUGUCGCGUCCCAUGUGGGUCGUUGUGUGAGGAGUUGAAAUGCUGUAAUUAG
Bipolaris oryzae ATCC 44560 is the source of this 1119-nucleotide messenger RNA. RefSeq lists its product as uncharacterized. Gene Ontology annotation, molecular function: zinc ion transmembrane transporter activity. The record is from RefSeq and is a predicted model, not a curated record. The coding region runs from base 1 to 1119 and encodes 372 amino acids. Gene Ontology annotation, biological process: zinc ion transmembrane transport; intracellular zinc ion homeostasis. The transcript is spliced from 2 exons. NCBI's taxonomy places the organism in Eukaryota, Fungi, Ascomycota, Dothideomycetes, Pleosporales, Pleosporaceae. Gene Ontology annotation, cellular component: membrane.